Cryptotermes secundus is the source of this 1317-nucleotide messenger RNA. Its product is annotated as centrosome-associated protein 350. Gene Ontology annotation, cellular component: centrosome. NCBI's taxonomy places the organism in Eukaryota, Metazoa, Arthropoda, Insecta, Blattodea, Kalotermitidae. Gene Ontology annotation, biological process: microtubule anchoring. Bases 95 to 1063 code for a protein of 322 amino acids. Gene Ontology annotation, molecular function: microtubule binding. The record is from RefSeq and is a predicted model, not a curated record. The transcript has 3 exons.
GGAACUUGAAAUGAGUCAUUCUGUAGUCGCUUCCUUGAAUUGUUCCGUGUCCAGUCUGCUUGUAUAUGUUGAUGUGGAUUAGAUAUCUGUCGCUAUGGGUAGAUGUGCGUGGUUCCGUUGCUGUAAGAGGGAUGUUGAACUGGGAUUGUCAAGUGCAGAGCCAGAGGGCAGUGAUAAUGAAGGCUUCUCCCAGGAAUGGUUUGAUGAGAACUGUGGUUUUAUUUACCCAAGACAAGAAGCAGAAGCGUUGCCGCUACAGCAGCUACGAAUCGAACAAGAGAUCCAAGAACUUGAAGAGGCCCAAGAACCACUGCCGUUCAAUUGCCACGAGAUCCCAAACAAAGCAUCUCCACCUUACUUUCCACCAAGGCAGACCUCCAGAAGCCUGCUAGCACCUAUCCCCAGUGUGUCACAUAUACUAUUGGGAAAACAGGACUUCACCAAGGAAUCUCUCUUCAUUCCUUCAACAGCUGAGGAACUUACUUCACUGACUCUGAACAUGAUCAGUUACUUGUAUAAGGUGCUCACAUUUAGUGGUGAUAUAGAGCAUACAGAAGUUCUGCCUGUAUGUUAUGACAGAAAUUCUGUUCCCACGUGUGAUGUUCAAAGGUCUAGCAGAAGGAUAUUUAAGAUAUUGGUUUUUGAUUUAGUAAAAGACAUGGUAAAAGAAGCUUAUGGCUGGACAAGGGAGACCCCAAGUGCACCAUGGGAGUGGCCUGCCUUCUCACAUAAGAGAAGUAAACCACUCCCAAGAUCCAAGGAGAUGUUGCAAGAUGUGAUCUUGAAGCAAGUGCUUGUUCUGUUUGGCUUUGUACCUGAAGCAUAUAAAGAAAAGCUUGUCAUUCGGUGGAGUUGUAAGGAGAGAGAUUAUAUAGACAAAAUUCUCAUCAAGGAAUGUCAUGAGGAGGAAUCUGCAUGGACCAAUUAUGAUGAAGAUGAAGUGACUGUGAAAAAUGAAAUAACAUUAGGAAUUUUGGACUCCUUACUUUACGAGACUGUGCAAAUAAUUUUACAUGCUAGGAAGACAAAAUAUAAAAAGUCGUAUGAACUAACACUGACAUAGCUGUUUCUAGUCAUUUCCAGAUAUAAGGUUGUGAGCAACAGAUGUUUACUGAAAAUACCAAAGAAAUCAUCACAAAGAUACUUUCAUUCUGGCUGUCAUUUCACUACUACUACAUCAGGGCUGUCCAUUUUAUAUGGUCUUUGAAGAGUGACACUGUGCCUUUAGCAACUAAAUAAUCAUAAGCAAAAGUGUAAAAUGGUGGUACAAAAUAUUUUUAUACUAAAGUGAAAUACAAAAUGAUUCCUCAGAAAGAA